UAAAGCAUGGCACCGUCAGAUAAACCAAAACGAUUCCCAGGUGAAGUUGAUGAAGCAUAUCCAGAAAUAUUUACAACUAAACCACCACAACCAACCGAGAAAAAACCCGGACAGUUACCUCAACAUAUGAUAGAUCAAUUUUUCAAUGAUGGUUAUGUAAUUGUUGAAAAGUUUUUCGACUGUGAAAAAGACUUGGAACCCUGUAAAAAGGCCAUAGAACUUGAAGUAGACAAAUUGGCCAACAAGCUGUUUAAAGGCGGCAAAAUCAAGCAACUGUAUAAUGAAUAUGGAUUACGUGACCGACUUAUCCACAUAGAGAACGAGUUCCCGGGAGCAAACAUAAUUCUUCAUAAAUCUGUAAAUUUAGCCCAGGCGUUUAGAGAUUUAUGGACUAAUGAACGGUUACUAAAUGUCGUAGAACAGUUGAUUGGACCGGAAAUAUCUGGAAAUCCAAUAUGGAACCUCAGAACAAAAACCCCAAAUAAUGAAGCUACGACUGUUCCUUGGCAUCAAGAUGCCGCCUAUCUUGAUAAUCGAGCCUAUAAAAUACUACAGCCGACAGCCUGGAUUCCUCUAUUAGAUGCUAACGAAAGGAAUGGGUGCAUGAGGGUUGUUUCUGGAGCUCAUAGAAAGGGUAAAAUAGCUUUACACCAAUGUUGCUGGAGAGACACAACUUAUAUUAUGCUUGACGAGGAAGAAAUGACUAAAACCCUUGGUACUGAUAUGGAAAAGGAUGUAGUACUUUGUCCAGUACCUUAUGGUGGUAUGUUAUUAAUCAACAACGUCAUACCACAUCAGAGUUUACCAAACUUAUCAGAUGAAAUUCGCUGGAGUUUAGAUUUCCGCUGGCAGAAAACGGGCCUCCCUGCAUCAUAUUAUGAUCUUCAGGAGUGUGUUGAAUUUAGAUCUCCCGCUAAACCAAAUCUAAAAAUAGACUGGAGUCAGUAUGAUGGUGUUGCCGUGAAAGACAUGGAAAAUGAACAGAAGGAAGAUGUUGAUGAAGAUUUUGAUAUUACUAUACAAGGUCCAUGGAUGAGAAAAUGGGAAAUAGUUCAUCCCAAUCGACAUACAGAUGGUUUGAAGGAGGGAAAUGUCUAUAACAAAUCACAUUAAAAUAUCUUUUGAGUAAAUCAAAUUAUUUAAUAAGCUCCUCUAGUAACGCCUUCCUUAAUUUUGUAAUGUCAACCUUGGAGAUGUCACACUAUCCUUAAAAAAAAUAAUUUAAUCAGAGCUGGAUUAACGCAUGUACUUUAGGAUCUGCAGUUACGGCAAAGCAAUCAUUGUGGCAGGGCGGCCUGUUCGUAACAAUAAUUGUUGUUUCUGGGGGCCCAUCAAUACUUUAAGCAUAUUUAUUUUAGAUUGUUAGCUAAGUUUUAUGUCCAUCAAUCGAUCUAAAACCGAGAAAAGGGCAUUAGUUUAGGAACAGGACGAUUUCGUAUAC
Patella vulgata (common limpet) is the source of this 1441-nucleotide messenger RNA. RefSeq lists its product as uncharacterized. The transcript has 9 exons. NCBI's taxonomy places the organism in Eukaryota, Metazoa, Mollusca, Gastropoda, Patellidae. The record is from RefSeq and is a predicted model, not a curated record. Bases 7 to 1113 code for a protein of 368 amino acids.